This is a messenger RNA of Ilyonectria robusta, 1224 nucleotides long. Its product is annotated as glycoside hydrolase superfamily. The record is from RefSeq and is a predicted model, not a curated record. The coding region runs from base 1 to 1224 and encodes 407 amino acids. The transcript has 2 exons. NCBI's taxonomy places the organism in Eukaryota, Fungi, Ascomycota, Sordariomycetes, Hypocreales, Nectriaceae.
AUGGUUUCCGUGACUCAGUUCGCCCUGGCGGCGCUCGCUCUUGGUACUCCUGCCAGUGCCCGUCGUCACCGCCAUCACCAUGACCACGGUCAUGGUUGGUAUACAUCCGUUGCUUCAAAUUCUGCUCCUGCGUCUGCCACCUUCUUGCCGACCACCACUCCUUUGACGGAAACCUCCAAGGCGAUCGUCACCAUCAUCACUUCCAAGAUCACGCCCAGUUAUGGCAGUGACAUUGGCACGGUAACAACAACGACUGAGGCCGAGGUAACGUCGUCUGUAAUUAAGACAACUUCGACUACGACUAAGGCGACGUCGACUGAGGCAAGCGCCUCGGCUACGAGUGCCAGCGGCGGCAUCGAAUCCGACUUCAAGCCCGGCGUCAAGUGGGAUAUCUGCAUCGACCACCCCAUCAAGCACGACAGCGUCGACGACUUCGUCCCAGUCGCGGCCAAGGUCUGGGACAUUGACCUUGGACACGCUCACGAGUUCCCCGACAUGAUUCCCAUGAUGAAGAAAGCAGGGAAGUUCGUGAUUUGUUACUUCAACGCUGGUGCUGUCCAAUCCUGGGACGAGGACAAGGCCCAAUUCCCCGAUGACAUCGUCGGAAAAGCUCUGGACUACCCCUACGGCGUUGACGAGUUUUAUGUCGAUAUCCGAGACGAACGCGUGCUUGAUGUCAUGAAGGCACGACUAGACUCAGCCGUCGUUGUCGGUUGUGACGCUGUCGACCCUGACAACGUCGAUGCUUGGGUACAAGACGGCGACGAUCCCACAGGCUUCAGCCUCAAGGCUUCCGACUACGCCGCGUACCUCAAGAACAUGGCCGAGUAUGCCCACUCAUUGACGACGCAGGAGGGCAAGUCUCUCCUGGUCGGCCAGAAGAACGCCCCAGAAAUCGCAGCAGACCUGGUCUCGACCCUUGACUUUGCCGUCCUUGAGCAGUGCCGUGGCAGCAGCGACGAGAGCGACGAGACUUACUCAUUCUGCUCCGACUUUCAGGCUUACAUCGACGCCGAUAAACCCGUGCUCCAGAUCGAGUAUCCCCCCUCAGUUAGCUUGUCCGACGGCACCCUGAGCGCCUCUGACAAGAGUUUCUACUGCAACGCCGAGCCCGGCGAUAAAAACUUCAGCAAAGUCCUCAAGUGGGCAUCUGCUCAGCUUGACGGCUGGGGCGAGUACUGCAAUGGUAAAUCCUACCGUACUCCUGAGGCUGAGUACGAGUAA